AGUAUCGCAGUCUCGUAUCGACUGCGCCGUGUGGGGGUGGGGUUGUUGGCUAAGUUGGGGGUGAGAGCGCUACAGGGUUGCGAGAAUGACACCCUAUUUUGCUUAACGGAAGACCCAGUAAACCACGUCUUUAUUUUCUGCGAGAAUUAAAAGAGCUUGAUAGUUCUAAGAGAGUGAUAUUCAUGCCAUUCAUCAAUAUUAAAUAUUUAUUUAUUUAAAUUUGUUAUCAUUUAUUGGCCAUUAGCAAGAAUGGGGAAAAAAUCACCUAUCAAAGGGUUAUCCAAAGUAACUCAUAGUGCAACAUCCCAAACAGCAAAAGGAAGUACAGGAGGAAGUGCCUGUAUGAUAUGUGGGAAGAUCUUCAAAUAUGAACAUAAGAUGAAAGUGCAUCUUCGUUCACAUACAGGGGAAACUCCAUUUUCCUGUACCUUUUGUAACAAGGCAUUUACACAAAAUGCAGCAUUGAAGGUGCAUAUCCGCACUCAUACGAAAGAGCGUCCUUACUCUUGUAAAGAGUGUGAAAAAACAUUUGCACGGGCUGACCAUCUCAAUCAACAUAUACGAACCCAUACAGGAAAAAGGCCAUAUGGAUGUGAGUUAUGCCAAAAAUCAUUUGCUACAUGGUCGGCCAUUUCCCGCCAUAAAGCUGAACAUCUUUCCUGUAACAACUACAUAUGUCAAGUUUGUUCCAAAACUUUCUCCAGAACAAGCAAUUUGAAGAAUCACCUGUUGAAGGUCCAUUCACAUUCUGAAGACUCUUCUCACCCAGAAGGAAAAGAAACUAGCGCUAAAAAGCUAUUAAUUCUGCCUGAUGUCAGAGAUCUCUUAGAAACCCUGCAAGGCGAAGAAGAUGAAAAGAAUCAUUUCCUCUCUGGAUGUGUUAAAAGUGAGCCAACAGAAGACAAAACGUAAAAUUCUGAAUCAGGUCAAGAUAUAUCAAGUGUUUUUGUUCAAAUCCUAUUUUGUGAGUUGAAUGUUUGAGCAUUCCAAUUGAUCUGUUGCCUAAUAGGAACCAGGAGUUUCUAGUUUGAUUAUUAUUAAUUUUUUUUAGUUGAUAUUAGUAUUAAUUAUGCAUCCAAUUGGUAAUUUCAGUAUCAUGUCUCUAAAUUUCUAUGUUCAGUAAAAAUCUCAUCCAAAAUCUCAUUA
Frankliniella occidentalis (western flower thrips) is the source of this 1146-nucleotide messenger RNA. RefSeq names its product gastrula zinc finger protein XlCGF49.1-like. Gene Ontology annotation, biological process: regulation of transcription by RNA polymerase II. The transcript is spliced from 5 exons. Gene Ontology annotation, cellular component: nucleus. The coding region runs from base 250 to 912 and encodes 220 amino acids. NCBI's taxonomy places the organism in Eukaryota, Metazoa, Arthropoda, Insecta, Thysanoptera, Thripidae. The record is from RefSeq and is a predicted model, not a curated record. Gene Ontology annotation, molecular function: DNA-binding transcription factor activity, RNA polymerase II-specific; RNA polymerase II cis-regulatory region sequence-specific DNA binding.